Messenger RNA from Aspergillus homomorphus CBS 101889, 867 nucleotides. Its product is annotated as putative UbiE/COQ5 family methyltransferase. NCBI's taxonomy places the organism in Eukaryota, Fungi, Ascomycota, Eurotiomycetes, Eurotiales, Aspergillaceae. The transcript is spliced from 5 exons. Bases 1 to 867 code for a protein of 288 amino acids. Gene Ontology annotation, molecular function: methyltransferase activity. The record is from RefSeq and is a predicted model, not a curated record.
AUGAAUCCAGAAGAUACGUAUUGCGCAGUGCAAGAUCGAUAUGCAAGCGUUGCGAGCCAGACCAGCCCAAAUCCCCACAAAGCAUACGAGCGUAAGGUUGCCACCGCGUUUGGGUAUGCACCGGAAGACCUGCUUUCCAUCCCGGAGCGAGCCAACCUCGGCGUCAGUUGCGGGAACCCCGUGGCCAUGGCAAGCAUACAAACAGGCGAGACCGUUGUGGAUCUGGGUAGCGGCGGGGGCAUUGACGUGUUGCUGGCCGCGAAGAAGGUCGGCUUGGAAGGCAAGGCUAUCGGGGUUGACAUGACCACGGACAUGAUAGAGCUAGGGCGAAACAAUGCGACAAGAGCCGGCGCAGCCAAUGUUUCCUUCGUCGAGGCCCGCAUCACGUCGAUUCCGCUAUCCUCAGCCACCGUGGAUUGUAUCCUGAGCAACUGUGUUGUGAAUCUGGUGCCUGAGACCGAGAAACCGCUGGUCUUCCGGGAAAUGUUCCGACUGCUGAAGCCGAGCGGUCGCGUGGCGAUCAGUGAUAUCCUGGCUAAGCGCGAGCUGCCGAUGGAGAUCAAGACAGAUCUCUCCUUGUAUGUUGGCUGUGUGGCGGGUGCAAGCCAAGUGAGGGAUUAUGAAAAGUGGUUACGGGCCGCCGGUUUUGAAGAUAUAGUAAUUGUCAACACCAAUAACGAUCUGAACAUUUACAAGGAGCUGUAUCAGGGCCAAGAGACUCAGGGACUUGGCCCCCGCGGCUCUUGCUGUGACCCCACCAUGCAAGGUGCCACUGGACAGUCAAAGGCAACCGUGAACGUGGACUUUAAUUACUGGACUGGCUCCUUCACGAUCUUCGCCGUGAAGCCAGAUAAAACCAGUGCAUAA